AUGUCGGCUACUGCUCGGGGACUCAUCACGUUAACUUCCACAGGCUGUUAUAAGAAACUCUGUUUGCAUAAUCCUGAGCAUUUUCUGGCUCGAAAGAUCGACUCGGAUGAUCUAUCGAGCAUAUGGGAUUGGCUUGAUUUGAAGGAUUGUAUAGCGACUAGCUUUUAUUCGGAUCACGAGUCGAACAAAACAGAGCAAGUAUAUAGCGUAUCGAUGCUAAAUAGCGUUUUAGUCGAUGAUGUAAGCGUAACCAACUGUAAUAACAUGGCUCCCUCGACUUGUUUUACCAAGAUUUGGCGAAUGAGGAACAAUGGUAAGGCCCGUUGGGCCCACAAGACACAGCUCGUUUGGCUCGGUGGCGACAAGUUGAGCGAUCAAUCAUACGUUGAUGUGUCCGUUCCUGCAUCGGGUUUGGAUGUUGGAGAGGAGCUGGAUAUUCGUGUCGAUUUGAGUUCACCCGAAAUUCCCGGUGAUUACAUUGCGUAUUGGACAUUGGUCUCGCCAGAUGGCGAAAGGUUCGGAGAACAUGUAAAGGUCAUAAUUCUGGUUGAAGAGCCUGUUGAUUUAGGUGUCCAGCACGUAACUGAUUCUUUUCGACCCUCGUCAGUUUCAAAAGUCGAAUCAGAGGUUAUAAAUGAGAAAAUUGCAAGGGAAAGCAACAAAAUUAUGCAGAGGAAGAAAGAGGAUGAUGUUUGUAGUGUUGAUGAAUGGGAAGAGAUGGAUUUCGAUGAUAAAUUCAUGAACAGCCUCCUAAAGAAGAAGAAAAAGGGUGUAAACAAGAACAAGUUGUUGAAGAAGAAAAACAAUACGUGGAAACAAACACAAUCCAUUUCUAAAGUGGUGAAAUCGACUUCGGUCCCGAACGACAAUAUCCCUCUCGAAAACCUUCGAAACAAAUUUAAUCGCAUUAUGACAAUCCGUACAUAUCCUGAGAUUCUUCGCGACCCGAAUAGUUUCCCCCGGACGAGACCCAAUAAGCCCGAAAGCAAUGGCUAA
Molecule: messenger RNA, 996 nt
Organism: Striga asiatica
Lineage: Eukaryota; Viridiplantae; Streptophyta; Magnoliopsida; Lamiales; Orobanchaceae
Source: the annotation of a GenBank genome assembly